Messenger RNA from Lethenteron reissneri (Far Eastern brook lamprey), 4082 nucleotides. Its product is annotated as cytochrome P450 7B1. The record is from RefSeq and is a predicted model, not a curated record. Gene Ontology annotation, biological process: bile acid biosynthetic process; cholesterol homeostasis. Gene Ontology annotation, molecular function: iron ion binding; oxidoreductase activity, acting on paired donors, with incorporation or reduction of molecular oxygen; heme binding. NCBI's taxonomy places the organism in Eukaryota, Metazoa, Chordata, Hyperoartia, Petromyzontiformes, Petromyzontidae.
GCGCGCCUCGGCAGCGAAGAGGACCACGGGCGCAGAGUGCAGCCGAAGCCCUGCAAUGUCUCUGGCUGUGACCGUCCUCUGCCUUCUGCUCGUCUUCGGCGGCCUUCACUACCUGCUGGGGCUGCGGCGCAGGCGCAAGGGGGAGCCUCCUCUGGUGCACUCGUGGAUCCCCUUCUUUGGAAGAGUGGUCGAGUAUUCCAAGUGCCCCCCCAAGUUCCUGCUGCGUCUUCAGAAGAAGCAUGGGGACGUCUUCACCGUGCUCAUACACGGCAAAUACUUCACCUUCCUGAUGGACCCUCACAUGUUCCCGUCGAUCAUCCGGCACGGGAAGCAGCUCAACUUCCACGAGUUCUCCUCCAAGUUCUCCUGCAUCAACUUCGACCACCCCCACGUCGACGACCUCCUGUUGGGCGUGUGCAAUGACGAUCUGCUACGCCUAUACACCUUCCUGCAGGGCGCCGAGCUCACGAACGUGACCAACAUCGUGAUGGCGAAGCUGCAGCAGGUGGUCUUCCACGAGCUGAACGAGGCCUUGGUGGGCAGGACGGGCGGCGACGUCCACGGCUGGUGCACGGACUCCCUCUUCAGCUUCUGCCAACGCCUCAUGUUCGAGGUGACCUUCGUGAUGCUGUACGGCACCUCGGGGGACGCCGAGGCCGACCGCCGCCUCUGCAAGAGGCUGCAGGCGCACUUUGAGCCGUUCGACAAGGUGCUGCCGCUCAUCUCAGCCGGGGUGCCCCUUUGGCUGCUGGGCUCCGCGAAGCACCACCGCGACGAGCUGAAGCGAGAGCUCACGCACGAGAAGCUGUCGCGCCGCCGCAACGUCUCCAUUAUCGUGCAGUCGAGGAUGAGCGUGUGGGACGCGAACAAGAACAUGCAGGACACCCACAAGGCAGGGCACCACCUGGCCUUCCUUUGGGGCUCCGUCGCCAACACGGUGCCCGCCAUCUUCUGGAGCCUCUACCACCUCCUGCAGUGCCCCCUUGCGCAGCGGGCCCUGCGUGACGAGGUGGACGCCACCCUGGGGAAGAGCGGAGCGCCGCUUAAGCUGGGCUCCCCGCUGUGCCGCAGCCGUGAGGACCUCAACGCCAUGCUCAUGCUCGGCAGCGCAGUGAACGAGAGCCUCCGCCUGACGAGCGCACCCAUGAACAUCCGCGUGGCCCUGGAGGACGUGGCCAUCACGAUGGACAGCGGCUUCACCCUGAAGCUCCGCAAGGGCGACAAGAUCUCCUUCUCACUGCAGACGCUGCACACCGACCCGGACAUCUACGAGCAGCCUGAGGUCUACAAGUUCGACCGCUUUGUGCAAGAUGGCAAGGAGAAGACCACCUUCUACAAGAACGGGCGGCGCCUCCAGCAGUACCUCAUGCCCUUCGGCUCCGGCAACAGCAUUUGCCCCGGCCGCUUCCUAGCCCUGACCGAGGUCAAGGACUUCAUCUUCCACUUGCUCGCCCUGCUGGACUUGGAGCUGUUGCCCGGCCAGCCGGACGUCGGCAUGGACAUGAGCCGCGUGGGCAUGGGCCUGUUGACCCCCAAGCGCGACGUCCUCUUCCGUUACAGACUGCGUUCGCACGUCGGUUCGGCCGCCGCCUGAGCCUGCACGCAAAGGGGACCAUGGGAGGUCGUGCCACCAGGCCGUGUUCUCUGCUCGUCUCCCCUCCACCUUGGCACGGAGAGUGAUAGAGAAUCUCGGGUGGGCAGAUGGGGGCGUGUCCCCGACCGGCAGUAAUGCUCUCUCCCUCUCUGUCUUUCUCUCUGUCUCUCGCUCUUUUGCCUUUUUUAUUCUUCUUCCCGUAGGUGUGUAUCAGUCACGGCGCUUGCCCGGGUUGCUUUCAUCGUGCGCAGUCAGACGAGGGUUCAUUCUGACCGAUAUGAAUGUAAGACCUUCAGUACUGAUAAUGAACUAUGUACACCCUUUGACCUAGGUAAAAAAGUGACUAGAAACAGGUUAUGCUACCAUUCCAUUACUAGAGGGAAGCGUUUUAUAAAUGUCGAAUGCAGUCAAUACUCGCCCAUCUUCCGGAGAGGGUGAAUAUACAUCUAAACUGCAAUAGUCAACAUAAGACACAUAUGAGGCAUAAGAUGUAACAGGACAAAGAUGGUUGAGGGCAAAAGUCUUACGUGGCUUCAGUUUGCUCAUUUUUAUGAAGGAAUAAAGAUGAAGCUCGCGUGUAGGAAGAAGGGUUGGUCCCAGCUUAUAUUACAUAACAUUCACGAUCUGUCUAGGGCAGUGGUUCUUAGCCUGGCGUGUGUGCACCCCCUGGGGGUGAGAGAUGCCCUUUCUGGGGGUGCUAGAGACGGACAGAUUUGUUUAGAAGAUAAGUCAUUGGAACACAAAUGAAACACGGUCACGUAAGUACAACUACUUUAAAAAAAAUCAAACGUGUGUACUUAUUAACAUGUUUUUUUUACGAUUGAGAACCAAAGGGUGCAAGGCUGCAGUAUAGGUUAAGAACCGCUGGUCUAGGGUAUAUCCCUGCUUACACGAAGAGUGGGGCAACACACCCCUCCGUCAGUAACCUAGAGACGUUGGUGGUAAUUCCACGUUCCCAUGGUGGGUGCCAGUCGAUCCAUAGCAAUGACUAUCUGUAAUGUGGAACGAAUUUCUAUGGAUGCCACAUUUAUUUGGAGACCAGCGUUCUAACCACAGCGCAACCUAUCAGUGUAUAGCGUUGCACAUUCACGAUUCACCUCGUGAACUAAAACAACGGACAAGACCGGUGGUGGAACGGAGACAACGUGUCCCGGGGGGGACUGCCGCCAAGAUGGAGUGGUGGGUUCACGUGGAGGCGUGAGAUGAGAUGUGAUCAACAGCACUCCCCCCGUAAGCCUGUUGAGGCUAUACAGGCGAUCGUUGCCUCUAUUGCGAUCAACUGAUUGUAGUCUUAAGCUGAACUUAAUGGUACAACACACGGGAGAGGAACUUUGUCGCAGAAUAAAAAUGCCGUUAAACAUGUAUAAUGAACGCGUUGGCAGCCACGUGUCGCACGGGGUGGGUCAGGCUUUAGAUUUGAGAUAAAUCUGCCGUUUUCUGGCCUCACCCUAUGGUUUGUGUGGCUUAAAUGGUGGCCUUUUGAUGGCAUCAACAUUCCAAAUUUGUUUCUGUCCAUCCAAUAAACUUAUCCUGUCCCCACAUUCCAUACCUGUCAACCCCUUAUCAGUGCCCUACCUUAUUACACCAAUUCAGACCUUAUUGGUCACCCCGUGCCCUUGUAAAUCUCAACGUUCAUCCUGUCCCAUCACAAGGGAGAAACGCAAACACAUAGACACAAUUUUAGUUGUAUUGAAACGGUUGUACGCCGUGUGGACCUAAAAACUCAAUUUCCCUUUACAAGAAUACGGGUAAAUCGUAUGGGUUGACAGGUUAUGAUGAAAUUACAUUUGUCCCAAAUCAGUGGUGCAGUUUGGUUGGUGACCACAAUAUAUAUUUAUAUAUGUUACAUUCAGCCAUGUUGGAUUGAGCAUCGCCAUGGCGACCACAUGGCCAUAUCCAACCAAUCACAGUGCUUGUUGCGUGUGAAACGACACGUGCAAAAAAAAAGUUUCAAGGCCACAUGCAACUUUAUUGACUCCACGCUGCAGCCCACGUUAAGCGCAGGAUGUCAACAUUGUCUUUUGGCAACGUUGCAAAGAAAUUGCACCUUGUAACUGCAACUUUACGCCGCGGGCACUGAGACCUAUCGGCAGAUGAACGCUGCACAGGCAUCUCGUCACCUCCGUGUUAUAACUAAAAAACUUCCGCAUUUACAAAACAUUACCUACAACCACGCUGCCGUAAGCUUGUAAUUGUCAUGAGCAAAUCUGAUAUGGUUAAUGUUAUCCAUUUAUAUGUGUGCCUUUAUUUUUCCAGUCAAGUUUUUGUUGUUGUUUAAACUUUGAAUAGCUUUGGUCGAGGGGCGUUCUCUCGUCCAACGCGGCCUUCUGAUUUGCUCUCUGUGACUUCAGUGUGAGCUGAAGUUAUUUAACUUCGAAAUUCAGUAUGAUUCCCAUGUAUGCCUUGGUUUUCGAGAUCUUGGAUAAUUGUAUUAAAGUGAUCUCCAUAAAUUAAAGUGCAAUUUUAUGGUUUGCAAAGGCUAGGCACU